UUUUCCACACUUCCACACGCUCUCCUUCUCUCUCUUCCCUUCAUUGGUUUGUGGCUUUCAACCCCAAAGCUGGAACCAUCUAAACAAGCCAAACCAAACAGCACCAAAACCAAAAUUCCUAAUAUCAACGUACGCCUUCCCCCCGAUAAGGAAAGUAAAAUCCACAAGUACAUUCAGCGAUAAAUUCCUUGCUCCGCUACUAAAACUCUCCCUUUCAAGUUUUAACUACACCCCACCACCAACUCCAUCUCUUCUAUCCCCAACAUCACUCAAAAAAAAAAUUAAAAAAUUUCCCUCAUACACCUUCUCCCAUGAUCUGCAAGCGAAGCUUUGAUUUCACAAAAGCUAAAUUUAGUUAAACACCUGCAUAUUAAAUUUUUCUGCUAUAUAUGCACCACAUGUCCCUCUCACACUAAACAAAAACACCACCCUUUGCUUUUUGCUUUUCAUAAGAACUUCCAUAAAUAGUCAACGACUCAGCCUUCCUUUGGUUUUUUUUUUAGAUUAAGGUGAAAGGGUAGUGCUCAUGGCGAGGGAGAAGAUUCAGAUUAAGAAGAUCGACAACGCCACCGCGAGGCAGGUCACGUUCUCCAAGCGUCGCAGAGGGCUCUUCAAGAAAGCUGAGGAGCUUUCGGUUCUGUGUGAUGCUGAUGUUGCCCUCAUAAUCUUCUCUUCCACUGGGAAACUCUUUGAGUACUCAAGCUCGAGCAUGAAGGAAAUACUUGAAAGGCAUCAUUUGCACUCAAAGAAUCUAGCAAGGAUGGAGCAACCAUCUCUCGAGUUGCAGCUAGUUGAAAACAGCAACUGCUCCAGAUUGAGCAAGGAAGUUGCCGAAAAGAGCCAUCAACUAAGGCAGCUGAGAGGAGAGGAUCUUCAAGGCUUAAACAUAGAAGAAUUGCAACAAUUGGAGAUGUCACUUGAAACUGGAUUGGGCCGUAUAAUAGAAAAGAAGGGAGAGAAGAUUAUGAGUGAGAUCGCUGAUCUCCAAAGAAAGGGGAUGCUAUUGAUGGAAGAGAACGAGCGACUCAAACGUCACGUGGCGGGGAUAAUUAAUGGUCAAAGGCAUGGUGGUGCCGAAUCUGAGAACUUUGUUAUGGAUGAAGGUCAGUCUUCGGAGUCUGUCACGUACGUUUGCAAUUCCACUGGACUCCCCCAAGACUAUGAAAGCUCAGAUACUUCGCUCAAAUUGGGGCUACCAUACUCCGGCUGAUGAGAAAGUGUGUGAGGAGAUAAAAUUAACUCAAGCAAAAGUGCACAAGAUUAUGGUCUAAAUUUCAUUAAUGAUUAUGUCUCUAGUAUGUCCCCGUGGUGUGUAUAGGUAGUAUAAAUAUUAGUAAAUAGUAAGGACUUAUGUUAUGGGGUACUCUAAUGUCAUUCAGAAUUAAUUGUUUUUUAAAAAGAAAGCAAUUCGAGUUAUGUUUUUAAUUGGACUU
This is a messenger RNA of Glycine soja, 1433 nucleotides long. RefSeq names its product MADS-box protein SVP. Gene Ontology annotation, cellular component: nucleus. Gene Ontology annotation, biological process: positive regulation of transcription by RNA polymerase II. The transcript is spliced from 9 exons. The record is from RefSeq and is a predicted model, not a curated record. Gene Ontology annotation, molecular function: protein dimerization activity; DNA-binding transcription factor activity, RNA polymerase II-specific; RNA polymerase II cis-regulatory region sequence-specific DNA binding. The coding region runs from base 527 to 1210 and encodes 227 amino acids. NCBI's taxonomy places the organism in Eukaryota, Viridiplantae, Streptophyta, Magnoliopsida, Fabales, Fabaceae.